AGAGUUCAGACUUAGGAUUUCAGACUUCAGAGUUCAGAGUUCAGACUUCGGAUUUCAGACUUCAGAUUUCAGAGUUCAGACUUCGGAUUUCAGACUUCGGAUUUCAGACUUCACAUUUCAGAGUUCAGAGUUCGGAUUUCAGACUUCAGAGUUCAGAGUUCAGACUUCGGAGUUCGGAUUUCAGAGUUCAGAGUUCAGACUUCGGAGUUCGGAUUUCAGACUUCAGACUUCAGAUUUCAGAGUUCAGACUUUAGACAUAAUAAAAAGCCACGUCAUUACACGUCAUUUCCGCACUUUCAGUUCAGUGAUUAGUACGCCAUGGGAAAGGGCAUGUAUUCUUGGAUGUUAUUGAUCUUUAUACUAUGGUCUUGUUCUAUUGUCGAUUCAGUACUUGCUGUGUUGCCAGUUGACAAGCAAAGAACUCAGGUGUUUCAAGUGAAGUUGGAUCUAAUACAGCAUUACUUCUGUCGUGGAUACAAGUACAAGGAAAUUUUAGCUACACUUUUGGUCAUUCAUGGAAUAAGAAUAAGUUAUAGACAAUUAAAACGACUGUUAAAGCGAAUGAGCUUAUUUAGAAGAGGUCCAGAGUCUCAAAUUGAAACGAUUAUAAGUGCCAUUUUAAAAGAAAUAUCUGGAAGUGGUCGAUGUUUGGGUUAUAAGACUAUGUGGAGGCGGCUUAAAGAUUUCUAUGGAUUACAUGUACGUAGAAAAACUGUUCUUCGUUUGAUGUGGAUAGCGGACCCAGAAGGUAUGCAGAGACGGAAGGCCAAGCGUCUACUUUGUCGCCAAUACUCAUGUCCUAGUCCUGACUUUAUCUGGCACAUCGACGGAUAUGAUAAAAUUAAACCCUUCGGAUUUGCAAUUCACGGGACAGUAGACGGAUUUAGUAGAAAGAUUAUAUGGCUUGAGUUGGGUCCAAGCAAUACCGAUCCAAAAAUAAUAGCUCGAUAUUUUCUAAACAGUGUAAAGGAAAGUGGUGCUUGCAGAGUUCCAGCAGUGAUACGCAGUGAUCUGGGUACAGAAAAUAGAAUAAUUCGACAGUUGCAAAUAUAUUUCCGUUUGCACCACCAUGAUGAUCAUUCAGCUUGAAAAGGCUUCAUUCAAGGUAAAAGUACCUUAAAUCAAAGAAUAGAAUCCAUGUGGAGCAUGCUUAGAUGUCAGUGCAUGGACUUUUGGAUAAGUUUUUUCAAAGACUUGCGAGACACAGGUAUCUAUUGCGAUGGUGAUAUGUUCCAAAGACAAUGUUUAAUGUAUUGUUUCACACCUGUUAUACGAAGUGAAUUAAUUAAAUUUACGAAUGAGUGGAAUUCACAUGAUAUUUCUAAGGGGAAAACAGAUGGACCUCGAGGUAAACCUGAUAUCAUGUAUACAUUACCUGAACUAUAUAACACUAAGAAUUAUAGCCACAACGUUAACAAAGAAGAAGUUGAUGUAUGUACGGAAAUAUAUUCGAAACCACCUAACCUUGAAGGCUGUUUUCCUGAAUUCUGCCGAUUGUUCAAAUGUUGUUAACCGACAACG
Molecule: messenger RNA, 1521 nt
Organism: Ruditapes philippinarum (Manila clam)
Lineage: Eukaryota; Metazoa; Mollusca; Bivalvia; Venerida; Veneridae
Exons: 2
Coding region: 319-1089 (256 amino acids)
Source: RefSeq, a predicted model, not a curated record